This is a messenger RNA of Actinia tenebrosa (Australian red waratah sea anemone), 2642 nucleotides long. RefSeq names its product E3 ubiquitin-protein ligase TRIM45. Gene Ontology annotation, biological process: protein polyubiquitination; proteasome-mediated ubiquitin-dependent protein catabolic process. NCBI's taxonomy places the organism in Eukaryota, Metazoa, Cnidaria, Anthozoa, Actiniaria, Actiniidae. Gene Ontology annotation, molecular function: zinc ion binding; ubiquitin protein ligase activity; protein binding. The record is from RefSeq and is a predicted model, not a curated record.
AAUGCAUUGGUGAAUCGAGUAAAGUCUAAAGCCAUUAAAAUCACAAGAGUGAAUCACCGAUUGCAGCGUUCUCCGGAUGGCUGCCUUGUGAAAAGAUUGCUCAGGCGAGAAAUUCCUUGAUUUGAGAGAAACCACGCCCAUUCAAGGAUGACGUCAGUAGUCCACGUGCUCGAGCAGAUCAACGAGCAGCUGAUCUGUGCAAUCUGCCUGGAACGAUUAUGCAAACCUCGAGUGCUGGAUUGCAUGCACUCGUUCUGUACAGGAUGCCUGCAGCGCAUCGCCAAUAAUGAUUCGUCUAGUACGAUCACGUGUCCAACAUGCCGUAUGGUCACGCCCAUCCCGGAGUCUGGCAUCGAGCAAAUGAAAGCGAAUUUUUUUAUCAAUCAAUUGCUUGAAUUGGUGAAAAAUAAAGGUGAUGAGCUGAAGAAAGAGAUCAGAGAGACAAAAAAGUGCGAGACGUGCGAAGACGACUCUCCUGACUUUGCAACGUCAAGAUGCGUUGACUGCAGUAAAGAUCUAUGCACGUCAUGUGUAGCAGAACACAAACGCGCUCACGAUACCCUUGACCACCGGAUCAUCAAUACCAUCGAAGGAGAAGACAAUGAAGAUCAGGAACUCGACCGCUACAGUCUAUCAUUUUGCAAGCAUCACACCAGAAACGUCAUCAAGUAUUUCUGCAUCACAUGUGACGAAGCAAUCUGCCGAGUUUGUACAAUAUUAGAACACCGAGAGCACCAGUAUGUCUACCCUAAAGAGGCCUUGCCUCUCAGACGAACGGACAUACAGGAAUCUUUAGAGAAAGCGAAGGAACGGAUACCACAGCUAAAGAAAACGAUGUCAGAAGUAGACGAAAUGUCUCGCCGGCUGCAUGAAUGCCAUCAAACCUUAGCGCGGGAGAUUCACCAUAAUACGCAAGUCAGGAUCAAAGCUUUGAUGGAAGCUGAACAGAAGUUAUUGAAACAGUUGUCUGAUGUGAACAUAUCGAAACAAAAGGUCCUUGGGUUACAAAAGGACAGCAUUGAGCUUGAGAUCGGCAAGUUGACCGGGUGCUGUGAGUUUGCAGAUAAUGUGAUGGUGUUUGGUAAUGAAGUGGAAAUACUGCAGAUGAAAGGAAGACUGGAAAGCCUUAACAACUUGAAGGUGAAACUUGAGCCAGAAGAAGAUGAUACAGUAGAAUACAUCUGCGACRGCAGCAACAUCAAAACAGUCAUUGAAUCUGUAGGUAAGAUUCACGCAUCCAGUACCUUCGCAUCCAUCUCGUUCGCGACUGGCGAGGGGAUCCAUACAGCACGUGUCAAGAUCGAAACACACUUCAAACUUUAUACCAAGGACCGGCGCGGCGCCAGAAGCAUAGGAGGAGAUAGAGUGUUCAUUCAAUUGACACAGCCGGAUGGUUCUGAGCUGCCAUGCCGAGUUGAAGACAAAGGUGAUGGUACAUAUAUGGUGUACUACACACCAGAAGUGAACGGACACCAUCAGGCAUCAGUCAUGAUCCAAGACAAGCCUAUCAUGGACAGCCCGUUCACCAUCCUUGUGGUCAACCGUCGAGAAUACAAAGAGAUUGGUCCAACCCUCAUGAGAAUCGGCCAAUACGGCAGCAAGAAGAGAGAAUUCAAAUCGCCGUUCGGUGUAGCGGUAGAUUCAGAUGGACGAAUCUACGUAGCUGAUAGCUACAAUCACCGUAUCCAAGUCCUGGGAUCCAAAGGUGAAUACGUCACUUCCUUUGGUAGUCAUGGGGACCGUAAAGGGGAAUUCAACUGCCCAACUGACGUCGCAGUUGAUCAAAAGGGGCGUAUAAUCGUAUGUGAUAAUGGCAAUAAUAGGAUCCAGGUCUUAAACCGCAAUGGCGGAUUCAUUGGUAAAUUUGGUCGUGAAGGAAUAGGCAAUGGAUACUUUAAAUCUCCAUGGGGCGUGGCCGUGACGCAGAGGAAUGAGAUCCUAGUGGCUGACAUGGAGAACCAUAGAGUACAAAUGUUUUCGUCCGAGGGGAAGUUUAUGUUCAAGUUUGGCAGCCUCGGCGAUCGCCCUGGUCAGUUAAGCGCGCCAUGUUACUUGUUAAUAAGCAACGACGAUGACGAAAUUCUGGUCUCUGAUUCCAAGAAUCAUCGAAUUCAAGUUUUUGACAUGAAUGGAAAAUAUCUACGCCACUUUGGAACCCAUGGAUCAGGGGAGGGUCAGUUUACGCAUCCCAGGGGUAUUGCAAUAGAUAUAGCUGGCAAUAUCAUCGUGGCUGAUAUGGGUAACCAUCGACUACAGAUCUUAGACUCGAAGGGUAACUUCUGCAAAGAGGUAGGCACUGAAGGUAAUGGUGAUGCAGGGCAGCUCUCGUUCCCUGAGAGUGUUGCUAUCAUGCCUAACAGUGGGUAUAUUGUAGUCUCUGAUUUGAGCAAUAACCGCAUUUAUGUCUUCUAGUUGGACAACUUUCCUAUGUAUUCAAUGUAGCAUACACUUAACAUAUAUUCAUAACUCAUUCAAUGUUUAAAGGUACCAUUUGGUAUAACUACACUGAUAUCUAUAGUGUAAUAUUUAGAACUACACGCGCGAAAUCGUGCAGUUUUCUGUCACACAAGUUGGACAACUUUCCAAUCUAUUCAAAACUCAUUCAGUGUUUAAUGCCACCAAGUGGUAUCUUACUAAUAUUU